AUGCCCUCAAAGCCGAAGGCGAAGCCCGCCGCCGCUACUAGGCGCGCGUCGUCCUCUUUCGCGAGGUAUGGGAACGCAGCGGCCGCCGCAGCAGUUGUCGCCGCAGCGGUCAUGGCGUCCCUUUACGGCUCCACGCUGCCGCCUCCGCCUACGAAUGUGUCUGAUUCCGCUGGCCGAGUGCCUGAGAGCUCAGAGCCGCCAGUCAUCCGAGCGGAAGGUGCUGCGUCGGCGGAACAGGCGUCGGGAGGCGACGAGCACCCGGCCUGUGGCGAGUGGGCGGCCAGCGGUGAGUGCGAGCGGAACCCGGCUUACAUGGGGAAAGCGCAGCGCGUGCCGGUCGACUGGUCUCUGCCGGAGCUGCCGCCGGACCUGGCGACGGCGCAGCGGGAGAGCGACGAGGCGCCGCCGAGGGCCGCGGGAGGCGCGCGACCGCGCUGCGUCGACGAGCGGCCGGACUGCGCCUCGCUCGCGCGCGCCAACCUGAGCGCUUGCGGCGAGGCGGCGUUCAUGCUGCAGCGGCUGCUCGCGAUGGCGCGCGACGAGGAGGAGGGCGACCAAUUGGCCGAGGACGGGUGCACCAGGGACCCGACCAUCGACGCAGUCACAAAGCGCAUGACUCGGACAGCUCCCGCAUGGAUCGCCGGCGUGCCCGAGGAAAAUGCGGAGUACUUUCAGAUCCUCAAGUACGAGCCGGGCCAGUUCUACCGUACGCACCACGACCAGCAGUCGGCGCACUGGACGCCGCAGGGCGUGCGCGUCUACACCUUCUUCGUCUACCUCUCGGACGCGGGCGGCGGGACCCGCUUCACCGACCUCGGCAUCACGGUGACGCCGAAGCUCGGCCGGGCGGUGCUGUGGCCAUCGGUGCUCGACUCGGACUUGCUCACGGGCGAGCGCGAGCCAAAGACGCACCACGAGGCGGUGACGGUCGAGGCGGGCGUCAAGUACGCCGCCAACUUGUGGAUCCACCUCUACGAUUUCAAGAGCCCGAGCCGCGCGGGCGAGUGCCCCUUCCUCGGCCAAAACACGCACAACGGGCGCUGA
This is a messenger RNA of Emiliania huxleyi CCMP1516, 1044 nucleotides long. RefSeq names its product prolyl 4-hydroxylase alpha subunit. The transcript is spliced from 9 exons. The record is from RefSeq and is a predicted model, not a curated record. The coding region runs from base 1 to 1044 and encodes 347 amino acids. Lineage: Eukaryota; Haptophyta; Isochrysidales; Noelaerhabdaceae. Gene Ontology annotation, biological process: peptidyl-proline hydroxylation to 4-hydroxy-L-proline. Gene Ontology annotation, molecular function: procollagen-proline 4-dioxygenase activity; iron ion binding; L-ascorbic acid binding. Gene Ontology annotation, cellular component: endoplasmic reticulum.